CAUGUAGGUCUAGGUGACACAUACUGGUCAAUCCAGUUCAGCUGCUCCCUUCCAAACGCGUGACCGCGUUCCUGAAGUUUUUGUUAAUCUUGUCAAAAAAUUUGUUUAGGUUAUUUUUGUACACAUGUGAUAAUUUAUUAAAUUAAUAUGUGAUGGAUAUUUUAAUUUUAAAAUUUAUGAUGCUUGUACCAAGUUUUAUUGGAAAUAAUCAAACUUUCAUGGGAUGAAAACUUUAAAACAUCCUGUUUGAAACAUGUAUUUACGUGCUGUGUAAAAGGAAUUAUAAUAUCGUAUUCAUUAACCUAGACGAUUUUAGGCUGUUCAAGGUCUGAAAUAUUUACCUCCCGUGCUUUGGGCUCUGAAGGCCCAAGAGAAGUGAAGGAAAAUAUGGUUCAAAGGUAUUCAUGGCUGUUUUUUCUAUGCUUCUUGCUACCAAGGCUUGCAACUUCAGUAGAUAUUACUGAAAAUACCGAAGGAAUAUUGUGUACAGACUCAAAUAAUGGUAUUAACUUGCCUUGUCUGUGUUUUAAUGAUGAGAUUAAUGGAACAGAUAUUUUUUGUGAUGGUGUAAUAUUCCUUGGUGAUUUUCCUGUUCUCCCACACAGACACAAAAUACGUUCUUUCUCUCAAAGAGGUUCUGGCCUUCAGAGUCUAGAAGCUCAGCUAUUUACAGCAAGUGAUAUUCCUCUGCAAAAGAUUGAUUUUUCAAAUAACUUGUUGCGAAGAAUUACUGAAAGAACUUUCGAUGGAAUUGAGGACACCUUGAAAGAAAUAAAUCUUAGCAAUAAUAAGCUGGGUGAUCAACUGAAUGCUCUUUUUUCUACUGGAGAGUUUCAAAGAUUAACAAACCUCGAAAAGUUGGAUCUCUCAGGAAAUGAAAUAAAAGAGUUUCAAUCUGGAAUUUUCAAUGGAUUAACCAGUCUUAAGGAAUUGAAACUUGAAAAAAAUUUCAUCAUCACUGUACCAAGAUCGGUUAUACAAGGUCUGAAAUCAUUGGAAUCUCUUCAUCUUCAGUCAAAUUACAUUCUGGACAUUGGUGUUCAUUCUUUUCCAAAUCUCGCAAAUCUUCAGUUUCUGAACUUAAGUUCAAAUGAUAUUCAGAGUGUGCAAAACGGGGCUUUUAUACCGCUUUCCAAUCUGAAAUCUCUCAUAUUAUCAAAUAAUCAGAUGCAAAAUUUAGAUUCAGGAUUUCUAGAUGGUCUUCACCUCUUAGAAUACCUUGAUUUGUCACAAAAUUUGUUGGAAAUUUUACCUUUAGAUAUUGAUGCAAGCCCAUCUCUCAGAACAUUAAUCUUGUAUUCAAAUAAGAUCCGAUCUUUAAGUCGUAUUCCUUUAAAUAAAUUCAAAUCGCUUGAAUAUUUAGAUCUUCGACGGAAUAGAAUUUAUGAAAUACCACCUAAUGCAUUUAUUCAUUUGAACAAUCUGAAAGAGCUCCAUUUAGAUAUAAAUGCUGUUAGAAAAAUAACCAAUGGAAUGUUCGUAGGUUUAGAGAAUCUUUCCGAUUUAACAUUGAAUGAUAACAGAAUUUUAGCAUUUCCAUCGGAGCCUUUGAAUGUGUUCAAAAAUCUAAAGAAGCUGAAUUUGGAUUAUAACAGAAUCGCAGCAAUUUCUAAAGAAAUUUUGGCACCUGCAAAUAAAAAUAAAGAACUUUCACUUGCAUUUAAUUUGAUUAGUGAAAUACCAGAUGGUACAUUUAUGGAUUUCAAAAACUUGGAAUUGCUUAAUCUUCAUGGGAAUAAAAUUAGCAAUUUUUCUAACAGUAAAACGGAAGGAUUAGCUCAUUCCUUGUUAUUCUUAGAUAUAGGUUAUAAUGAAAUUACUGAACUGCCAAAGCUUCCUUUUUCGAAUCUACUGAUCUUUUCGAUUGCCAAAAAUAAAAUAUCUCGAAUCAGUACAGACAAUUUUGCAUCAUUGACAAAGAUUAUAUACUUGAAUGCAAGUUAUAAUAUGCUUUCUGAAUUUUCUCCCGAUUUAUUUAUAAGUCUUGUGAAUAUGGAGAAUUUAGAUUUACAACACAAUCUUUUAACUCAGAUUCCAUCUGGUGCCUUUAAAGGUUUGCCUGUAAUUGAAAUAAAUUUAAGAAACAAUCUCCUUCCAGAAAUAAAUGAAAAUGCCUUUGAAGACCUAAUGAAAUUAAAAAGCUUAGAUCUAAGUUUUAACAAAAUUGAAAGAAUAUCCGUAAAUGCAUUUAACAAUUUACCAAGUUUGGAAACUUUAUAUCUUAAGGGAAAUGUUCUUUCUGCUUUUAGAGGUGAUGAAAUAUUAGGUAGUACAGAUUUACGUACUCUUAUUUUAAGUAAUAACAAGAUUAAUAACCUUUACUCAAAGACUUUUACUUUGCUUUCCAAAAUUGAAUAUUUAGAUCUGAGUUUCAAUGAACUAACAUUCUUCCCCCGUGAAGCUCUCAGCAGUCUUGCAUCUUUGAAACGAAUAAUUCUUCAGGGUAAUAAAUUGAAUGCUAUUGGUGAUGGCUAUUUUUCAAAUAUGCCUCAUUUGAAACAAAUUGAUCUUCAGAAUAACGUAAUUGAAUCUGUGGGAGAGUUUGCAUUUCAAAAUUCUUCGAAUUUGAGAAAAAUAUUUUUACAAGAUAAUCGAAUCUCAGCCCUUCAUGAAAAUACAUUUGUUGGCUUAAAUAGAUUGGAGUUAGAUCUAAGCAAAAAUAGUAUUACUAGUUUCCCUAGUAAUAUCUUUUCCCGAGCUAAAGGUUUGAAACUUGAAAAAAUAAAUAUAGCAGAAAAUAAUAUACGAGAUUUCCCCAAUGAAGCUUUGAAAAAACAAUAUUCGUUUUUAGAGAAAGUGAAUAUUUCACAUAAUAAUAUUAGAAGUUUGCCUUCUAAUGCUGAUGUGUUAGUUAACAUAAAAGAAUUAGAUCUUUCUUAUAAUCCACUUUUGCCAGAUGCUCAUUAUGUGCUGUUUGGAGAGCCUAAAAGUGUGAGGAAAUUGUAUGUCCAAGGUGUGGAUCUAUCGCAUUUGCCUAUCAUUGAAUGUCCUUUCUUGAGGCAUUUGAAUGUGAAUGGAAAUAAAAUAUCACAAGUAAAUAACAACGCUUUUGACCGAACUAAUAUGCUUACUAAUUUGGAUUUGUCCCAUAAUAUGAUAACAGACAUUGCUACAAAUGUAGCUCCUGCUUUGAUGAAACUGCCGUAUUUGCAAGAGUUAGAUUUAUCUGGAAAUCCCAUUAGACGUAUUUCAAAAACUGAUUUUAAUCGCUUCUUUCAUUUAAGACAUCUUAAAAUUUCCAAUUUGAAAGAUGUUAGUGAAAUUAAUUGUGAUAGUUUGCAUAAUCUGCCUCGCCUUCGCCAACUUCGAAUGUUUGGUUUUCAGUACUUGCAACAGAUUAAUAUUAAGCAGUGUCUGCAAAACAUGACUAGUUUAGAUGUGCUGGAAAUUGAAAUGAUAGAUUCGCAUUUGAAGGAUCAGCUACAAGCUAUAUUUUCUCCAAGAUUAGAUACUCUUUCUGUUAGAGGUCGACGCUUGAGAUCAGUUUCAACUAGUGCAUUUGCUGGUAUGCUCAGUCCUUUAAUAAAAAUACAGCUUACUGAAACGUCAAUUGAUACUUUUACUGAUAAAAUUUUUCUUCCUCUACCUCUUUCUUCAAAAAUUGAGUUUGAUAUUUCAAACAAUAAGAUUCAACGUUUAACUCCAGAAAUGCUGUCGAUUCUGGACAAUAAACAAGUUGAUAUUAUUGUACAAGGUGUCAAUUCAAAUCCCAUUAACUGCGAUUGCAAUAUUCAUUUCUUCUGGCAGUGGCUUCAUGAUAAAACGAAUGCAUCUGUUAACAGACAUCAAGGAUAUGGUAUGCUAAGCACAUUAAUGUGCUCUGGCCCAAGUAGAUUGAAAAACCAAAAGAUACAAGACCUGAAAUUGGAUGAUUUAAUUUGUGACGAAUCCUCAUCUUUUAGAAGCACUGAGACAACUUCUGAUAUGUCUACAUUUACUACGUCUGUUGUGAAAGAAACGACUUCAAACAGAGAACAUCCAUUUAUUAUAUUUGAGCAGCCAGUCACAAAAAAACCAUCAGUGCCAUUUUCAUAUGUUCCUGCCAGUGAUACUCGUAGUACUUUGACCAAAGUGGAUACUAUGAUAAUUGGUAUUGUAGCUGGAGUUGUUGCUUUUGUUUGCAUUCUUAUAAUUAUAAUUUGUAUCAUUCGGCUUCGUCGAGCUCAUCCACUUUAUACUGCUGGACCUUUGGCUGGACCAUUAGCUUUUCGGGCACAAGGAAAAUGUACUUGCUUGAAACCUCCUCCAAAUAACUGCACUUGUUACCCCAUGUAUUCUUUACCUUACGCUGGUCGACCAUCUUUGUUGCCAAAUUCACAGCAUAAAAUGCUACCAUCAUCACUACCUCCUCCGCCUGAUUUUUUGACUACUGGGCAAUCAGGACGAUUAAGAAACACACCAUAUUUUGUUACUUAUCCUGACAGUGAUAAUGAGAAUAAAUAACCAGCUAAAUGGUAGUUAAUAUUUAAAAA
Argiope bruennichi is the source of this 4472-nucleotide messenger RNA. RefSeq names its product protein artichoke-like. Bases 388 to 4443 code for a protein of 1351 amino acids. Lineage: Eukaryota; Metazoa; Arthropoda; Arachnida; Araneae; Araneidae. Gene Ontology annotation, molecular function: protein binding. The transcript has 4 exons. The record is from RefSeq and is a predicted model, not a curated record.